Molecule: messenger RNA, 3041 nt
Organism: Betta splendens (Siamese fighting fish)
Lineage: Eukaryota; Metazoa; Chordata; Actinopteri; Anabantiformes; Osphronemidae
Gene: fzr1a
Product: fizzy/cell division cycle 20 related 1a
Exons: 14
Coding region: 189-1679 (496 amino acids)
Biological process (GO): positive regulation of ubiquitin protein ligase activity; anaphase-promoting complex-dependent catabolic process; positive regulation of anaphase-promoting complex-dependent catabolic process
Cellular component (GO): anaphase-promoting complex
Molecular function (GO): protein binding; ubiquitin ligase activator activity; anaphase-promoting complex binding
Source: RefSeq, a predicted model, not a curated record
CGUCAUGUCCUUCCCGUGGUGCUUUGCGAACCCAAAUUGAACAGUCGGCAAAAGAAAACAUUUGUAUUUUGAUAGCUGUCUUAAAUUGUAUAAAACGCAAGAAAACAAAACGUUUUGACGGGAGUUGGCACUGUUAGGAGCAGUACAUAAAAGGUGCGCUGCGAGAAGAGUUUACCGGGGGCGGCUUCAUGGAUCAGGACUAUGAAUGCAGACUGCUCAGGCAGAUCAACAUCCAAAAUGAGAAUGCAAGCCCCAUAAAAGCUGUGGGAGCUGUGCGAGCACUGACACCCACCAGCUCCCCCUUGUCCUCCCCUAGUAAGCAUGGUGAUCGCUUUAUUCCCUCCCGGGCCGGCGCCAACUGGAGUGUCAACUUCCACCGCAUCAAUGAAAUUGAAAAGUCCCACAAUCAAAAUAGGAAAACCAAAGAUGGCACAACAGACAGCAACAAAGCGGAUGGUCUGGCUUACUCAGCUCUACUGAAGAACGAGCUGUUGGGAGCAGGCAUCGAGAAAGUCCAAGACCCCCAGUCAGAAGACCGUCGUCUGCAGCCAUCUACUCCUGCCAAAAGAAGCCUUUUUAGUUAUUCUGUGAGUACUAAGAGAGCGCUACCAGAAGAAGAUGGUAAUACGGUUUCUCCUUAUUCUCUUUCACCUGUCAGUAGUAACAGUCAGAAACUCCUACGAUCGCCAAGAAAGCCCACACGCAAAAUAUCUAAAAUUCCAUUCAAAGUCCUGGAUGCCCCCGAGCUUCAGGACGACUUCUACCUCAACCUAGUGGACUGGUCCUCUCUGAACGUGCUUAGCGUUGGUCUGGGAACAUGCGUCUACCUGUGGAGUGCCUGCACUAGCCAGGUGACGCGUCUGUGUGAUCUCUCUGUAGAAGGAGAUUCAGUAACAUCAGUGGGCUGGUCAGAGAGGGGUAACCUGGUUGCCGUUGGGACUCAUAAAGGAUAUGUACAGAUCUGGGAUGCAGCAGCGGGCAAAAAGCUAUCUGUACUAGAAGGACACACUGCCAGAGUGGGUGCCUUGGCAUGGAAUGCAGACCAGCUGUCGUCUGGGAGUCGGGAUCGUGUGAUCCUGCAACGGGACAUCAGAGCCCCGCCUCUUCAAUCGGAACGCCGCCUCCAAGGACACAGGCAGGAAGUUUGUGGGCUCAAGUGGAGCACAGACCACCAGCUGCUAGCUUCAGGUGGAAAUGAUAACAAGCUUCUCGUUUGGAACCACUCAAGCGUCCUCCCAGUGCAGCAGUACACAGAGCACUUGGCUGCCGUAAAGGCCAUCGCCUGGUCCCCUCACCAGCACGGACUUCUGGCGUCCGGAGGAGGAACCGCGGACCGCUGUAUUCGCUUUUGGAACACUCUAACCGGACAGCCGCUGCAGUGCACCGACACCGGCUCCCAGGUCUGCAACCUGGCCUGGUCCAAGCACACAAAUGAGCUGGUCAGCACACACGGGUAUUCCCAAAACCAGAUCCUGGUGUGGAAGUACCCCUCCUUAACUCAAGUGGCCAAACUUACAGGACAUUCCUACAGAGUACUCUAUCUGGCCAUGUCUCCUGAUGGAGAGGCCAUCGUGACGGGGGCUGGAGACGAAACACUUCGCUUCUGGAACGUUUUUAGCAAAAUGAGAUCCACAAAGGAAUCUGUGUCCGUGCUGAACCUCUUCACCAGGAUCCGGUAGUAAGCGCCCCCUGUACUGCAAGGCAAUAAAGCAUGACGGGAGGGGAAUCUAUGUUUGCGUGUCUUGAUAUGUUAUCAGGCCCCUCAGUCACCCUUAGUUUACCCGGCCAAGUUGCAGCAGAUGGUGGCAGAAGUGGAAGAGGUGCACAGCCUGGGCGUUUGAGGGCCGAGAACAUGCUUACAGGACAUACAGUAUUCCACCUCCUCCUUGACGAUGGCCCCGCUGCCUCCUCCCAAAUAAACAGAGAUCUCUAAGGGGUUUCAUAGAGAUAUUCCCCUGUAGGAUGCUUUGUUUACACACCGAUGUUGUGCAUACCUGCCAAAUAUUGAGUUUGUCAUUUUGAUUGUCUAUUUAUUUUAGUUUGUUGUUGUUUUGUUUUUGUUUUUUUAACAAAAAAAAAAGAUUUCUUACCUAGUGUGUUUGCUUUAAACUGGGUAGAUUUCCUUUUAUGUAACAGCAGUAUUUGGUCUGAUCUGUGGAAAGUGUUUGGUUUUGUUUGGGCGUGAAGGAGGAAUUCAAGGUUCUUCUCGCAUUAAAUGGAGGAGCAGUGAUGUUCCAUGUGCACCGAUAACAUGUUACAUAAUCUUGUUAAAUUACAAGGCCUGUUAAUGGUUAACCAUUGGAUGAUCUCUUUUUUUUUUUUUUAAAUCUGACAAUAAUUUCAUUUUAUUCUGAACAUACUAGGCUGCACUGGAAAGCAGUGUUUCAUAAUUACAGCAUGCAGCGUGUUUUAGGAGAAUAUAACUGGCAACAUUGUGAAUUAGAACAACUACUUACAACAAAGAUCAGCCAUUUCUUUUUAAUGUGGCUUGUGUCGAAGCCCUUCGUUCAUCUUUUCCUCACAAUCAAGAUUAAUGGAACCAGAAAUACUUACUUAUCAGUGUAGUGUGUAUCAGCAGCUAAAGCGCACCGUUUAAAGGUUUGGGAUUAAACCAGAUGCUGUAACUCUGUUCUGUGCAAAGCGUCCUGCUUUGUUACUGUGCCUGCUAAGAUAUUCACGCUUGGGGCACUUCACAGCAUUUCUGUGCAUAGCAGUCAUGCUUUUAUACUUUUAUUUUUUCAUCUGGAAAACGAAAUCCUGUAAUCUGCAGCCUUUUCUCCCAGUUGUGUUCCUUCUGUUCCCCCCGUUGUGUGCUCGAGUCAACUGGCAUGGCCACACUAAGGUGAAUGCUAUUUAUUUGUGUUGUGAAAGGUUCGUGUACAGAGGUGGCGCUUGUUUGUUUGUUAAUGUUACCUGCAGAAAAGCUGAAGGCGUCACAUCAAAAAUCAAGACUCUGCUGCCAACUUGAAUUUCAAGAAUGUUAAAAAGACAAAUAUUUCUGUACAUAGUGAUAAUCAACAAUUUAAAUGACCAUAUCUCCA